AGGAUGUUUGUGUUGCUUUACGUUACAAGCUUUGCCAUCUACACAAGCGAACAACCUCUUCAAAGCCAGUUCAAAGGAGAGAAUUACUACACCAGAUACAUUUGUAGCAUCCCCGGGUUGCCAGGCCCCGUGGGUCCCCCUGGAGCUAACGGGUCCCCAGGGCCACACGGACGCAUUGGUCUUCCAGGAAGAGAUGGCAGAGAUGGCAGGAAGGGAGAAAAAGGUGAAAAAGGGAGCGCAGGUUUAAGAGGAAAAACUGGGCCAUUAGGACCAGCUGGAGAGAAAGGAGACCAAGGCCAGUCUGGUAAAAAAGGACCUGGAGGACUGGCUGGUGCCAAAGGUGAAGUAGGUCCAGCUGGACCACCUGGACCUAAGGGAGAUAAAGGAGACCGAGGAGAGCCAGGUGCACCAGGGGUCUGUAAGUGUGGACAGAUCGUGUUGAAAUCUGCCUUUUCUGUUGGCAUCACCACCAGCUACCCUGAGGAAAGAUUACCGAUUGUGUUCAAUAAAGUCCUCUUCAAUGAGGGUGAGCAUUACAACCCUUCCACAGGGAAGUUUAUUUGUGCCAUCCCAGGGAUUUAUUAUUUUUCUUAUGAUAUCACCUUGGCAAACAAGCACCUUGCGAUUGGGCUGGUUCACAACGGGAAGUACCGGAUAAAGACAUUUGAUGCCAACACAGGAAACCACGACGUAGCUUCUGGAUCUACAGUCAUCUACCUUCAGCCAGAAGAUGAAGUAUGGCUCGAGAUCUUCUACGCUGACCAGAACGGUCUCUUUUCAGAUCCAACAUGGGCAGACAGCUUGUUUUCUGGAUUUCUCUUAUAUGUCGAUACAGAUUAUCUCGAUGCUUUAUCAGACGAAGAUGACCUCUGA
Molecule: messenger RNA, 873 nt
Organism: Cygnus atratus (black swan)
Lineage: Eukaryota; Metazoa; Chordata; Aves; Anseriformes; Anatidae
Gene: C1QTNF7
Product: C1q and TNF related 7
Exons: 2
Coding region: 4-873 (289 amino acids)
Molecular function (GO): protein binding
Source: RefSeq, a predicted model, not a curated record